Molecule: messenger RNA, 1419 nt
Organism: Aspergillus puulaauensis
Lineage: Eukaryota; Fungi; Ascomycota; Eurotiomycetes; Eurotiales; Aspergillaceae
Exons: 1
Coding region: 1-1419 (472 amino acids)
Source: RefSeq, a predicted model, not a curated record
AUGCCCAGACCGGCAGCGAAGCGCAAUCAUUUGGCGACGGUAGCUUCGAAACAGACCCAGAGUCAUGAUUCGUCGCGAGAUAUCGUUGGAUCUCGCGAUAUCUCACGGUCACCAAGAAGCGAUGCAGUGAGCAGUUCGCGACUCGCGAAUAGCGCUGACCCAUCCGAUAUUAUACGGCAAUUAAGGAAUCAAACGCCUCUCAGCAAAGCGCAUGGAUUUGCAUUAGGGUCGUCACCUGGAACCGAACAGGGAGCUACAGGCAGUCGACCACCUACGAGGGCCCGGGGCUACUCCUCGACCCUUUCCAUUGCUGGGCGCAAAGGAGAUACGAGCUCGAGGAUCCCGGGGACGCCUGCCUUUGAGAGUUCAAUAUUGAGCAACUUCAGACGACGACCUCGACAAGCGAGUAUUCUACAUAUGAUGCACGAUGAGGAUGGGUCAUCUGAUCUCGACGACGAUGACUUUCUCGGUGGCUUAAGUCCGGAGGAUGAAUCAACACCAUUGAAUAUUUCGCGAGGGAAGUCAUUGGUGCUUAGGCCUGCCGUGUCUUCCCCCGAAACGUCUCCAUCUUUACUUUCAAGUGGUAAAUCUUCGAAGCGCAAACGAUCAGUCGACGAAACUGAAGCCUCCAACUCGUUUCUCGAUCUUGAAAGAAGCACACCUGGGCCCCCAACAUCAGGAAUGGACCCAAGACAGAGAGAAUCCUCUGGUGAUCUGCAUCAUCCAACACAAUCUCCGGCUACUUUCAGCGAGACGAUAGUACCACCAAUGAGCAGUCCUGUUCCGGUUCUCACUCAUGAAAUGUCUACACCAGAUUCAGAUCGGCAGCUGUCUCGUGCAAACCAGGCCCAGAUCCCCAAGGGCGCACAGCCAAAUGAUAACAAGUUUCAUAUCCCAACAGCAGCACUUCAAGAUAAACUCUUGCCUCGAAGGCGCCAGAAGAGGGUAGCGCGCCUGGGGGCAUCCAGAUUUGACGUCCUCGGCGAGUCAGAUGGAGAUGAAGUCGCUACGCCUGCACCAGACGAUGACGAAUUGAGUUACUUACCCUUUCGUAAUCGGUCUCAUACGCGACGACAUCCAGCGAAUAAGCCGAAACUGGUCAAUAGUAAUCGAGGCAGGGCAGAUAUGAAACUUCACGGCAAAGAUGCCACAACCAUUAAACAAAACGGCAUUAGCUCUCGUAAAGAAACAAAUGGUGGCAAAGAGAACGAGUCUACCGACAUGUCCUCACCUUUGUCAUCAGCCCUUGAGUCCGACGAGCUCGACUCUGAAUUCGAUCUUGAACAGGAACCUCCGAUCAAGGCUUAUUUAAGUGAAGAGUUAAGAAUGCAGGCUCUGAAAUUCGCAGAGGUGGAUAAAUGGCAGAUGGAGUUUGAGGAUGUGAUCACCAACACUCAGGAGAGUGGGGCCUUUAGGUGA